AUGUCGAUACAGACCGACCAUGAGGGUGGGGCCAGAUCUAGGGCUACUAAAGCGGCCGCCGCGCAAACCAACCAAAGGAAACGUGCGGCGGGGAAGAAGGCUGAGGUUGGAACGAAGAAGUCCGGGAAGAAGGCGGAGGACAAGGGGAAGCAACCAACGGCACGCAAGCGUGUUUCGGCCGUGAAGAGCGAUGCGGGUGUUGCCACUGCUGCCCUCGAGCCCGGUCCUUCCGACGACGGCACCAUCGGCGGGAACGAAGACCCUGGGCGUGGCGGCGUGAGUGUUGCCGUCCGGCCGGGGGACAGAGAGGGCUUGGCGACUGGAGGAAAGCACGGCGAGGCUUCCGGCGACGACCAGGCCGCAACUGUGGUGUCCGUGGCAGAGGCAUCACAGCAGCAUAUGACGCUGCUCCCCCCGCCCGUGGUCGAAGUAUCUGCUGAAGUGAUAGAUAAGGAGAAGAAUGCCGCGCACGAUUGCACGGAGGAGCCGAAACACGACAUUGCCGACGUCGGUGGAUCUCCUCCCUCUGGGGGACGCGGGAGGCGUAGGCAGAGGAAGAGCGAUGGGGAGGAGGAGUAUGACACCCCCGUGGCCGAGGACAUCCCCAUACGCGCAAAGAGGAGGCAGACGACAGCCAGCGGUGACGACGCCGGUGGUGCUGAAGUUGGGACAACGCGAGGCACCACGGAGCCAAGUGGCUUGGCGACAGAUCAUGCUUUGCGGCAAAAGGGCCGACCCGGUCCGCGGAAACCAUCUAGCGGACGGGGGGGCAAGCAAGCCUCGAGGGGGAAGAGGCCGAAGCGCGGCAAAGAAGGCCCUGGUGAAGCGGAUGUUGAGGACGAGGGGGAUGGGGAGGAGGAGGCCGAGGAGGAUGCGGAGGAGGAGGACGAGGAUGCAGGGGAGGAAGAAAAGGACGAGGAUGAGCAGGAGGACGACGAUGAUGAGGAGGAGGAGGAGGAUGAGGAUGGCGACGAGGGGAAGGAGAAGGAGGACGAUGAGGAUGAGGAUGAGGACGAGGAGGAGGACGAUGAGGGGGAUGACGAGCCUGAGGAGGAAAAGAGUGAGGAGGAGGAGGAGGAGCAGGAGGAGGAGGAGGAGGAUGAGGAGGAGGAGGAGGAGGAGGAGGAGGAGGAGGAGGAGGAGGAGGAGGAGGAUGAUGGUGAGGAGGAGGAUGAGGAGGAGGACGACGUGGAGGAAGAGGAGGUGGAGGAAGGGGCGGAUGAGGAAGAGGAGGAGGAGGAGGAGCCGGCAGGGAAAGGACGGGGCGCGCGAGGCAGACGGGGGAGUGGCACAGGGAAGACCCUAACAACACCGUGUUCCACCCCGUGUUUCCCCGCCGCAGGGAAGGAGAAGGUUGACGAAUCGGCUAAACCGGGCAUUGGGCCACCGGUAAGCGUGCAACGGAUGCAGCUAACGAAAGGGGCCGGAAGAGCGAGUGUGGCACCGCUAUCCACAGGAGCACCAAGGUUCUUCACGCCAUACUCCGGCCCGAGCAAAGUCGCUGCGACUGCACCCGGCGCGGCUACAGGAGAGGAAUCCGAAUCCCCUCCACCAGCCCCCGUCACGCACUCCCCACUCGCCUCUCCCUCUUACCCAUUUCGGCCACUACACGCUUCUCCUGUCCGGGGCAGGGCGGUCUCCCCCCUCGCUGGUCCAUCGCGCGGGCAUCAACCAAGCACUUCUGCCAAUCCCUUCCCUGAGCCUCCCUUUCCCCGCCAGCGUGAUAGUGUGAGGGCACACGGGGCUGCUGCUGAAGACGUUGAUCCCCAAGGCCAGAGAGGGGUUUCUACACACCCUUUUCCGGAUGUCAUGGAUGCGCUGGGCGAAGGUGCAGAGCAUGGGCAGUUUGUUACACGAGACGAGUUCCAGCAGCUACGGUCUGAGAUGUACGCCAUGUUUGCUCAGCUCGGCCUGCGUCGUGGAGCAACUGCCAGCUAUGCCGGGGGGACUGCAGUGGUGCCUAUGGCUGGUACCCCGCCGCCGAUGAGUGCCGUGGACAGGGCACGUGUGCUUGUGCUUCGGGAGACCAACCCAUUCCCGAGCAAAGCCUACUUAGUGUGCUCUCAGCUCCUGUUUCUGAACCCCCCGGAGAAAAUUCAGUAUUACCCUGCACCGGAGGAAGUGUUCGAGGCCUUCGCUGUCCACUUGUCUGCCGAGGGGCUAGAGUCAAUGAAGCUGCUGUGGUUGCACAACGACAAGUCAACCAUGGGUGUUUUCAACCACCAGAUGUCAUCAACCAGGUCAACAAUCAACACCACCCUCAGGCCAGCAACGUACGCCGGCAUGGGUCUCUCCGAUUACGCCAAUGCGGUGGAUUGCCUGCCCACUGAGCUACACCCAAAGAAGUGGUUCAACGACGAGCAACUCCUGGCGGAGUACAGAGAUGAACAGUGGGCCCUCAACUGGCACUUUGACAAGGCCACCGGAACACCCUUCAGCAACCCCUUGUUUGCUUAUGCGUUCAAGCUCUCCUUCAAGAGGAGCGGGGUCGUGUUCACCAAGUUCAAGAGCCGCAUGGUGGCAUGGGGCCUGUUUUCGCUGGAGCAUAUACCAGUUACCCCCCCUCAUACACCAUCCACCCAACCCUACACCACAUUGCAGAUCGAGUGGCCCCUUCUGCAGGACAAGCGCCGCAAGCGAAUUCCGGCCCAGCCGGAACAAAACAGGCCGGACUACUUCGAAUGGUGUGACAAGGUCAAACAGAUGAUACACUUUGCCGUCGUGGAGCGACGCAUCCCACACGAUCCGGCUCGGGGUGCGUUCGUCUUCCCGAACAAGUUCCUCAUCGACGAUGGCGACCUUGGAGAUGUUGUUCUUGCCCACCGGGCGCUUGCAGGGCCCACCAUUGAGUAG
Messenger RNA from Closterium sp. Yama58-4, 2853 nucleotides. NCBI's taxonomy places the organism in Eukaryota, Viridiplantae, Streptophyta, Zygnematophyceae, Desmidiales, Closteriaceae. The record is from the annotation of a GenBank genome assembly.